Messenger RNA from Corticium candelabrum, 2275 nucleotides. Its product is annotated as thiosulfate sulfurtransferase/rhodanese-like domain-containing protein 2. The record is from RefSeq and is a predicted model, not a curated record. NCBI's taxonomy places the organism in Eukaryota, Metazoa, Porifera, Homoscleromorpha, Homosclerophorida, Plakinidae. The transcript has 11 exons. The coding region runs from base 38 to 1402 and encodes 454 amino acids.
UCAUUCUCACGUGCUUUAACUAACGCACGUUACUUUGAUGGGAACAAUGGCGACAUUUUGUGCCACGAAAAAAGAGAAAGCCUUACAAAGGACUUUAUGGAGGCAGGCUUUUUCAAGUUUUGUUAGCAAGUUGAACUGUACAACACACAUGGAAGGCACGAGAUGUGCGAAUGACGCCACUCUUAACAGUUGGUGCUGCUGCUUGCAAAUAUUCACAAAUCUUGUGGAUAUUCAACGGCAUGUGUCUCGUUACCACUCAUCAGAAGUGACAUCUCUAAUUUCUCAGUUGGAAGAUGAACAUUCUGAAGACAGCACAAACGAGAUUAUUUCACGUGUAGAAACAAUAGACGCAGUCUUAGAGAUGACUGAUCAUGACAAAAUCAGAGAUUCGUUGAUGGAGAAAAUGUCUAUCUGGAAAAAUGAUGGAAAUGAAGUAUCUGGAUUUGUUGUGUUAUUCUACAAAUAUACCUCUAUUCCUGUGCCGCAAACAGUCGCUAGCUGGCAGAAAACACUUUGUGAAAGACUGAAUCUAACUGGCAAGGUUCGUGUUGCUUUGGAAGGCAUUAAUGCUACAGUUGGUGGUAGCAUGCAAGCUAUAAUUGAGUAUGUUAGUAAGGUGAUAUCACAUCCAUUCCCGCAUCAAAUCUCUCUGGAAGAUGUUAAGACCAGUCCAGGAGGAGCCGAGAGUUUUCCAUGUUUGAAAGUGUCUGUAUGCCGAGAGAUUGUGCCAAUUGGUCUCACAUCUUGUGCUUUCAGUUUUGCGAAUGUAGGAGAACGUCUUUCCCCAGACAAGUUCCAUGAGCAAGUUAGUAAGGCACGCGACUCACAACCAUCAGACGUUCUCUUACUUGAUUGUCGGAAUUAUUAUGAGAGCAGAAUUGGAAGAUUUGUGGGUGCUGUUGCUCCUGAUAUUCGCAAGUUUAGCUAUUUUCCUGAAUUUGUUGAGCAGAAUAGAGGCGUUUUUAAAGACAAGUGUGUGUACAUGUACUGCACUGGUGGCAUACGUUGUGAAAAAGCUUCAGCUUAUCUAAAAUCAAAAGGUGUAUGUAGAGAUGUCUUUCAGUUGUCUGGAGGCAUUCACAAGUACUUAGAGCAAUACCCUGAUGGGUUUUUUCAAGGCAAGCUGUAUGUAUUUGAUGAACGGAAGACUAUCUGUACAUCUGAUCAAAUUAUAAGCAAUUGCAAUUACUGCGGACGUGCUUGGGAUGAUUAUCAGCCAUGUGUGUCUCCAAAUUGUUUCCAGCUUGUUCUUUCGUGCUACAGUUGUCGAAGGCAUGGUCUCAUGUAUUGCUGCAAGUUCUGUGAGUCUGGUAGCACUGCGAUUAAGGAGCAGUGUUUAUGUACAGCUAGUCGACCUAGAAUACCACUAUUUUCUAAACAUAGGCCAGCUGCAAUUAAGUAAUUAAAAUUCGUGACGUAUGCGUACUUGUACGGUGUACAACUGGCGGACAUUGAAUGUUGGCUGGUUGCAUUUGAUUUCUAGUCGUAAGUCGUGCGUGUUGCGAUCACGCUGAUUUGCCUAAGAGUGAUGACAUUACCCUUUUCUCACCAUUCUUUGUGGAUCUAUUUGGUUGUCGCUGCCUUUGUUGCAGCACCAAUCACUCCUCCUAGGCCUACGAUCGCGACCACUUCAGAUUCUAGCAACUGUUCGGCUACCGCAACAUUCGUCGAACAAGAAAGAGCACCGUUCAGGUUCACGUUGGCUCAAGAUGUGGCGGAUGAAUAUAACCAGGGCGUGUUGGUACAACGUCUUGCUGAAACAUACUUUGCGCCAUCAACAAGCAAAUUGGGACUAGCUAUUUUGAGCGUAGACAACGGUGAAGGCACAUGGCAGUACAGACGCAACGAAUCGAGUGCUUGGACGUCAUUGCUAGACACUACAGUUUCAAUGCCAUCACCUUUUCCUUUUUCUACUAUGUUGAUUUCUCACACUGAAUAUAUUCGAUUUGUUCCUAACCCUGCUUAUUGCAAUAUUCCUCGAAUUGAUGCUGUUCAACCUAAGCUGACAUUUUUUUGGCGGGAUGAGAUCCAAAUGAAAAACAUACUGACAUCACAUGUAAGCGUGUUUGUUUUCUGCUUCAACCAUGUGGAAGCUUUUGAUGUUUCAUCGUCGGAAUUGACUGUGCAAUUUGCUGUUAAUCUAACCGAUGACAUUGCAGCUGGCUGGAUUGAGUAUGAAGCUUUAGUUCCUAAUUUACGUGUGGCACAAUCAUUUAUUGAAACAGUACAAGAUGCUCUUAACUCAGUAAUUGGAGGCAUUAUGUCACACAAGAUG